This is a messenger RNA of Archocentrus centrarchus (flier cichlid), 1447 nucleotides long. RefSeq names its product max-interacting protein 1-like. Gene Ontology annotation, molecular function: RNA polymerase II cis-regulatory region sequence-specific DNA binding; protein dimerization activity; DNA-binding transcription factor activity, RNA polymerase II-specific. Gene Ontology annotation, biological process: regulation of transcription by RNA polymerase II. The transcript is spliced from 6 exons. The record is from RefSeq and is a predicted model, not a curated record. The coding region runs from base 151 to 963 and encodes 270 amino acids. NCBI's taxonomy places the organism in Eukaryota, Metazoa, Chordata, Actinopteri, Cichliformes, Cichlidae.
AGCCUAGUUCAUUUCAGUCAUCCGCUCAGUGCACAGACGGAACAAGGAGAGCAAUUUCAGCGCUGCGUAUUUGUCAAAGUCCCCCCCCAAAAGCCUAAAGUUAAAAAAGAGAGAGAGAAAGAAUAGAAAAAAGAAAGAAAGAGAAAAAAAAUGGUAAAGUACAUGAGAUAUCACAGCGAGCUGAAACCCGAAGAGGUCCUGUCGGAGUCUGAUGCGUCCAUGGACCAGCAGGAUUUCGGAGAGAUGUCCGACUAUUCUUUCAGCGACGUUAUAUACUCCAAAUGUUCCGCAAUGGACCAAAUCGGCACUUUUAUGAAGAACGUGCAGGUGCUGCUCGAUGCAGCCAAUUAUAUUGAAAACAUUGAGAAGAACAACGGAAAAUGUGAGCACGGCUAUGCUUCAGCAUACCCUGCAACCCAGAUUUCACAUCAACAGAAACAACGUAAACUGAAGAACAGAAAACUGGACAAUAUUCACAAUAGGUCAGCACACAAUGAACUUGAAAAGAACAGGCGAGCACAUCUUCGCCUGUGCUUGGAGAGGUUGAAGUCCCUCAUCCCUCUGGGACCAGACUGCAGUCGGCAUACCACUCUGGGACUGCUCAACAAGGCCAAAGCACAUAUCAAGAAACUUGAAGAGAUAGACCGGAGGAGUCAGCACCAACUGGAGACCUUAGAGAGGGAGCAAAGGCACCUGCAGAGGCAGCUAGCUCUGCUGCAGACCCACGGAGAGAGGGAGAGGGUUCGUACGGACAGCCUGGGUUCCCGCAUGGACUCUGAUCGCUCAGAGUCUGACCGAGAGGAAAUUGAAGUUGACGUGGAAAGCACUGAGUUCUCCCAUGGAGAAAUGGACAGUGUAAGCACCAGUGGUGCAAGCGACCUGGAUGACCAUAGCAGCCGGCAGAGUACCGCCAGUGACGAGGGCUAUUCUACUUGCAGUCUGAAACUGGCCUUCUCUGCUUAAAGCACCAGCCUAUACUUUCAUUCAGCUGCAGUCUUUUACAGCUUUCACCUGUCAAAGUACCAGCCUACAGCUCCAGUCUCCCUUACAGUUUAGCUAAUCUGUCGUCAGAAGAACCAGCCCCCCCAUCCUAUCUUUACCUGACAAAUAAAACAUCUCCACCCAAGAACCAGCCUUAAGUUCAACUCAACUCUGAAAGUCUAAAAUGGUCUCCUUCCAAAGGCCGAGUGGCUCCUUUACAUAACUCUGGCACAAUUUACACAAUAACUGCAAAUCUCCAAAUCUCUGGCAAUAUACGGUUUCCUUACUUUAAAAGAUGACUUAACCAAUCAUCUGAAUGUCCCUUUACCCGUUACCAGCUUGAAUCCGCCAUACCUGCACUUAAUAGUGAUCCUGUAGAGGACCCAUGAAUGCACCUGUGUCAAAUGCUAAAGGCAAAACUACCUUUAGUGAAGUUGAUCCUCUGAAACCAGCAGAACACAACCCC